AUGCCGCCGUUUUCGGCGGCUGAGGAUGAUCCGUCAGGUCGUGCCGCGUCCCCAUGUCAUGCCUCGAGGUCGGCGACACAGGCAGCAGGUCUCGAAGUAGAUUGCGACUCGUCCGUUCGUGCCACGUCAUCGUUUCAUCGUAACUCCAGCGUACCCGCACAGGCAGGAGUGCGUGCCGCGUUUUCGUGCUUUGGCUUCAAUGGCGAUUGCGAUGGCGCUUCAUGCGCAUCGGCCGAGAAGGAGAACGGGGAGGAGGAGGAGGCGAGGGAAGAGGGGAGGGAAGUCGCGAGGGUGGGCGAGAGCGACGACAAGAAUGAUCUCGAAUCGGCGGAGGGGGAGGAAGGGGCGGAGGAGGCGGAGGAGGCGGAAGGGGCGGAGGGGCCGGAGGGGAAGGAGUCUGACGAUGAGGGGAAUGAGUUCCGCGGAUUGGAAAAUGAGGCGGAGAUGGCGAUGCGGGCGGAAUCGACGGCGGAAGAGGGGUUCGGGGAACAAGGGGUCGUGGAAAAGGGGGUCGCGGAGGGCGCGGAGGGCGCGGAGGGCGCGGAAGGAGCGGAAGGGCCCCAUAGGCGGGAGUCGUGGGUGUCGAGUGUGGAGUGGUUCGUGUCGUGGCCGCUCAGACGACUCAGCCACCCGUGGCGCAAGCGAGUGCUGUGGCUGUGGGUGGUGCUGGCAGCGGCCAUCCUGUCACUGGUGUUUGCGACGGCAUGGCAGCAUGCAGAGGCGAGUGAGAGAGACGACCUGGAGGGGCACUGUGACGAGUGGGCAGCGUUCAUUGAGGCCAAGUUCAACACCACUGCUGCCAACACACGCUCCAUUUCCGACUUCAUCCGCGCAUACUACCUUGAUAACAUGAGGGAGGACUUUCUGGACGUGGAGAAAUUCCAACGCUUCACUCAAGCCACUCUUGAUGGUCGACCCAUGGCAUCAUGUAACUGCAAGAGAACUGUUCCUUUACACUUGACCAGUUGUAUGUGCUGUGCUCUGACUGACCCAUGGCCUCAUGUGAGUUGCCUGUUCUCUCCCGUCCCCAAUUCCAAUCCACGUUGCGCUGCGUUUGCCCCUGCGUUUGCCCCUGCGUUUGCCCCUGCGUUUGCCCCUGCGUUUGCCCCUGCGUUUGCCCCUGCGUUUGCCCCUGCGUUUCCCUUCACGUCUCCUGCAGUUGUGGGCUUCACGCUGCUGGCCAACAACUCGUUCAUUCGGGAGAUAAUGGGGACCAACGCCAACGGAGCCCAACUGCAUCUUCACCCCAAAACCCAACAGCGCACUCUCCUGUGCUGUUCCCACCCGUCUUCCCUUUCCCCCCACAUCCCCCCUUUGUCCCCUGCAGUCGUGGGCUUCACACUCCUGGUAAACAUCACCUUCAUUCGCGAUAUAGUGGAGAAAAACGCCCACCACUGCAUCUUCGCUCCCGGACCCAACGGCACGCUCGCCUUCGUGGGCUUCACACUCCUGGUGAACAACACCUUCAUUCGUGACUUAGUGGAGGAAAACGCCCACCACUGUAUCUUCUCUCCCAAACCCAAUGGCACGCUCGCCUGCCGCCCGCGCGACCUGCCCCUGUAUUCACCGCUGGUGAUCUUCAACUCUCGCAAGGAGUUCAACACACGCGUGAACCUCUCUGCAGUCUGCUGCCUGGACGUCAUGGCAGACCCAGCUUUUAAUGACACAUUCCAUCGGGUCAUCAGCUCAGCAUCCUCCGCCAUCUCCCCUCCUUUCGUCCGCGACAACUACCCCUACCACUUCAUCGGCCAGGCCUUCCCAGUCUACUUCAACCUCACCACCUUCGCCCUGCCCCCCUCGCCCUCCCCUCCUCCGGUCGCCAUUCCCCCGCUCGCCACGCCUGAGGACCUCCCACGGGGGUUUGUCAUCGUGGGGUAUAACUUUGCCAACCUGCGGUCGCUUGUGGGGUUUCAGCAGCUGGUGGAGCUGAAUGCGAGGGUUUAUCUGGUGGAUGGGACGAGGGGUAGGGCGUGGGAUGGUGCACGGAGUGGGGAUGCGAAGGUUGUGAAGUGGUUGCCGGCGCUGCUGUUUGAUCAUGAAGGGGUGGUGGGCGAGGAGGAGAUUGGAACGUGGAUGCUGGAUGGGAAAGGGCAAGAGGAUGGAGGGAGAGUGCGCCGUGCGGUGCACCUGGGUGAUUCGACGAGAAAGUUUUAUCUUUUCUGCGAGCACAUCUCAUACGCCAAGCCGUUCGGUCCGUUCACCUGGAUAGUGGUGGCGGUGCUGUUCCUGACCGUCUCCACCAUCCUCCUCUGGACGAGCAUCCAGCUCAUGCACGCCUUUGAGUGCGACUGCCAGCACCUGGCUGCCGCCCAACAUGAGCUGCGUGCCGCCCGCGUGGAGGCUGAGAAGGCGAGCCGAGCCAAGGGUGACUUCCUCACAACGAUGUCACAUGAGAUCCGCACACCAAUGAACGGCGUCAUAGGCAUGCUGAACUUGCUCCUGGAAACCCCUUUGGACGGGUCGCAGAAGGACUACGCACAGACGGCGCGAAGCAGCGGGCGGGCGUUGUGUGCGCUGAUCAACGACAUUCUCGACCUCUCCAAGAUCGAGGCCGAGAAGUUGCAUCUUGAGUGCAUCCCAUUGGACCUGCGCGCCGAGCUCGACGACAUGCUCGCGCUCUUCGUGGAGAGCGCCCAGGAGAAGCGCUGCGUGGAGCUCGCCGCGUUUGUCGCCGACGACGUGCCCGAGAUGCUCCUUGGGGACCCGCUUCGAGUGAAGCAGGUGCAGUAUGAGUAUAGUGUUCUUUGCAGAAGGCAUAAUGAGCAAGUACCGAACUCGAACCGGCAUUAUGAAGCACCUGCUUCGCAUACAGCCCCUGCCUCUUCUCUCCCGCUACCUGCCUCUUCUCUCCCGCUACCUGCCUCUUCUCUCCCGCUACCUGCCUCUUCUCUCCCGCUACCUGCCUCUUCUCUCCCGCUACCUGCCUCUUCCCACCCGCCCUCCUCUUGGUCCCAUCAGAUUCUCAUCAACCUCGUUAGCAAUGCCUUCAAGUUCACCACCAAGGGUCAUGUCUUCAUUGCCGUCCGUGUCGCAACCACCACCGACAACACCAGCGACCCCAACCCCCCGCCGCCACUCUCCCCUUCUUCCUCCACAUCCAUACAGUCACCCUCACACUCUCCCUCACCAUCAGCAACACCCUCAGGUUCACCAGCAGUAUCACCAUCAGCAGCAGGAUCGUGUUUAUCAUUCCUCUCCAAAGCACCAGCCAGCAGUUGCCAGUCUCUUGACAAAGGCUGCAUGACUGCAAGCAGACGGAGAGAGGGGGAAAAUCCACCUGAGGCCACCGGGGCCGCUGCUGCUGCUGCUGCUGCUGCUGCAGAUGAGAGGAGUGGUGGUAGUAAUGCCGUUGCGGAGGCUUUUACUGAGCGUCCGGAGGCAUGUUCUGAGCCUGCAGCGUGUGUGACGCUUAGUGGCCGGCCAGCCAUGAAGACAUGGUGCUCGUGGGAGGGCAUGCGGGAGCACAUGGAUCUUGGUGCCGUGGGCAUGGGCAUGGGCAAGGCCAUGGGCAAGGGGAACCAUACCGAGAAUGGCAAUAGGCAUGGACCAUAUGGUGAUGGGGAUGGCGAGGGAUAUGGCGAUGGGCGUGGCAGUGGUGCCAGCCUGGGACCCGACCAGCCUGUGCGACUGAUGGUGGCCAUUGAAGACACUGGUACCGGCAUCCCCCGCCACGCUCGGAGGCACAUCUUCCGGCCGUACGCGCAGGCGGACCGCAGCACGGCACGGCUGCACGGGGGAACGGGCAUUGGGCUCUCCAUCUGCAAGGUGCGGUGCAUUGGGCUCUCCAUCUGCAAGGUGCGGUGCAUUGGGCUCUCCAUCUGCAAGGUGCGGUGCAUUGGGCUCUCCAUCUGCAAGGUGCGGUGCAUUGGGCUCUCCAUCUGCAAGGUGCGGGGCAUUGGGCUCUCCAUCUGCAAGGUGCGGUGCAUUGGGCUCUCCAUCUGCAAGGUGCGGUGCAUUGGGCUCUCCAUCUGCAAGGUGCGGUGCAUUGGGCUCUCCAUCUGCAAGGUGCGGUGCAUUGGGCUCUCCAUCUGCAAGGUGCGGUGCAUUGGGCUCUCCAUCUGCAAGGUGCGGUGCAUUGGGCUCUCCAUCUGCAAGGUGCGGUGCAUUGGGCUCUCCAUCUGCAAGGUGCGGUGCAUUGGGCUCUCCAUCUGCAAGGUGCGGUGCAUUGGGCUCUCCAUCUGCAAGGUGCGGUGCAUUGGGCUCUCCAUCUGCAAGGUGCGGUGCAUUGGGCUCUCCAUCUGCAAGGUGCGGUGCAUUGGGCUCUCCAUCUGCAAGGUGCGGUGCAUUGGGCUCUCCAUCUGCAAGGUGCGGUGCAUUGGGCUCUCCAUCUGCAAGGUGCGGUGCAUUGGGCUCUCCAUCUGCAAGGUGCGGUGCAUUGGGCUCUCCAUCUGCAAGGUGCGGUGCAUUGGGCUCUCCAUCUGCAAGGUGCGGUGCAUUGGGCUCUCCAUCUGCAAGGUGCGGUGCAUUGGGCUCUCCAUCUGCAAGGUGCGGUGCAUUGGGCUCUCCAUCUGCAAGGUGCGGUGCAUUGGGCUCUCCAUCUGCAAGGUGCGGUGCAUUGGGCUCUCCAUCUGCAAGGUGCGGUGCAUUGGGCUCUCCAUCUGCAAGGUGCGGUGCAUUGGGCUCUCCAUCUGCAAGGUGCGGUGCAUUGAGCUCUCCAUCUGCAAGGUGCGGUGCAUUGGGCUCUCCAUCUGCAAGGUGCGGUGCAUUGGGCUCUCCAUCUGCAAGGUGCGGUGCAUUGAGCUCUCCAUCUGCAAGGUGCGGUGCAUUGGGCUCUCCAUCUGCAAGGUGCGGUGCAUUGGGCUCUCCAUCUGCAAGGUGCGGUGCAUUGGGCUCUCCAUCUGCAAGGUGCGGUGCAUUGGGCUCUCCAUCUGCAAGGUGCGGUGCAUUGAGCUCUCCAUCUGCAAGGUGCGGUGCAUUGGGCUCUCCAUCUGCAAGGUGCGGUGCAUUGGGCUCUCCAUCUGCAAGGUGCGGUGCAUUGGGCUCUCCAUCUGCAAGGUGCGGUGCAUUGGGCUCUCCAUCUGCAAGGUGCGGUGCAUUGGGCUCUCCAUCUGCAAGGUGCGGUGCAUUGGGCUCUCCAUCUGCAAGGUGCGGUGCAUUGGGCUCUCCAUCUGCAAGGUGCGGUGCAUUGGGCUCUCCAUCUGCAAGGUGCGGUGCAUUGAGCUCUCCAUCUGCAAGGUGCGGUGCAUUGGGCUCUCCAUCUGCAAGGUGCGGUGCAUUGGGCUCUCCAUCUGCAAGGUGCGGUGCAUUGGGCUCUCCAUCUGCAAGGUGCGGUGCAUUGGGCUCUCCAUCUGCAAGGUGCGGUGCAUUGGGCUCUCCAUCUGCAAGGUGCGGUGCAUUGAGCUCUCCAUCUGCAAGGUGCGGUGCAUUGGGCUCUCCAUCUGCAAGGUGCGGUGCAUUGGGCUCUCCAUCUGCAAGGUGCGGUGCAUUGGGCUCUCCAUCUGCAAGGUGCGGUGCAUUGGGCUCUCCAUCUGCAAGGUGCGGUGCAUUGGGCUCUCCAUCUGCAAGGUGCGGGGCAUUGGGCUCUCCAUCUGCAAGGUGCGGUGCAUUGGGCUCUCCAUCUGCAAGGUGCGGUGCAUUGAGCUCUCCAUCUGCAAGGUGCGGUGCAUUGGGCUCUCCAUCUGCAAGGUGCGGUGCAUUGGGCUCUCCAUCUGCAAGGUGCGGUGCAUUGAGCUCUCCAUCUGCAAGGUGCGGUGCAUUGGGCUCUCCAUCUGCAAGGUGCGGUGCAUUGGGCUCUCCAUCUGCAAGGUGCGGCGCAUUGGGCUCUCCAUCUGCAAGGUGCGGUGCAUUGGGCUCUCCAUCUGCAAGGUGCGGUGCAUUGGGCUCUCCAUCUGCAAGGUGCGGUGCAUUGGGCUCUCCAUCUGCAAGGUGCGGUGCAUUGGGUUCUCCAUCUGCAAGGUGCGGUGCAUUGGGCUCUCCAUCUGCAAGGUGCGGUGCAUUGGGCUCUCCAUCUGCAAGGUGCGGUGCAUUGGGCUCUCCAUCUGCAAGGUGCGGUGCAUUGGGCUCUCCAUCUGCAAGGUGCGGUGCAUUGGGUUCUCCAUCUGCAAGGUGCGGUGCAUUGGGCUCUCCAUCUGCAAGGUGCGGUGCAUUGGGCUCUCCAUCUGCAAGGUGCGGUGCAUUGGGCUCUCCAUCUGCAAGGUGCGGUGCAUUGGGCUCUCCAUCUGCAAGGUGCGGUGCAUUGAGCUCUCCAUCUGCAAGGUGCGGUGCAUUGGGCUCUCCAUCUGCAAGGUGCGGUGCAUUGGGCUCUCCAUCUGCAAGGUGCGGUGCAUUGGGCUCUCCAUCUGCAAGGUGCGGUGCAUUGGGCUCUCCAUCUGCAAGGUGCGGUGCAUUGAGCUCUCCAUCUGCAAGGUGCGGUGCAUUGGGCUCUCCAUCUGCAAGGUGCGGUGCAUUGGGCUCUCCAUCUGCAAGGUGCGGUGCAUUGGGCUCUCCAUCUGCAAGGUGCGGUGCAUUGGGCUCUCCAUCUGCAAGGUGCGGUGCAUUGGGCUCUCCAUCUGCAAGGUGCGGGGCAUUGGGCUCUCCAUCUGCAAGGUGCGGUGCAUUGGGCUCUCCAUCUGCAAGGUGCGGUGCAUUGAGCUCUCCAUCUGCAAGGUGCGGUGCAUUGGGCUCUCCAUCUGCAAGGUGCGGUGCAUUGGGCUCUCCAUCUGCAAGGUGCGGUGCAUUGAGCUCUCCAUCUGCAAGGUGCGGUGCAUUGGGCUCUCCAUCUGCAAGGUGCGGUGCAUUGGGCUCUCCAUCUGCAAGGUGCGGCGCAUUGGGCUCUCCAUCUGCAAGGUGCGGUGCAUUGGGCUCUCCAUCUGCAAGGUGCGGUGCAUUGGGCUCUCCAUCUGCAAGGUGCGGUGCAUUGGGCUCUCCAUCUGCAAGGUGCGGUGCAUUGGGUUCUCCAUCUGCAAGGUGCGGUGCAUUGGGCUCUCCAUCUGCAAGGUGCGGUGCAUUGGGCUCUCCAUCUGCAAGGUGCGGUGCAUUGAGCUCUCCAUCUGCAAGGUGCGGUGCAUUGGGCUCUCCAUCUGCAAGGUGCGGUGCAUUGGGCUCUCCAUCUGCAAGGUGCGGCGCAUUGGGCUCUCCAUCUGCAAGGUGCGGUGCAUUGGGCUCUCCAUCUGCAAGGUGCGGUGCAUUGGGCUCUCCAUCUGCAAGGUGCGGUGCAUUGGGCUCUCCAUCUGCAAGGUGCGGUGCAUUGGGCUCUCCAUCUGCAAGGUGCGGUGCAUUGGGCUCUCCAUCUGCAAGGUGCGGUGCAUUGGGCUCUCCAUCUGCAAGGUGCGGGGCAUUGGGCUCUCCAUCUGCAAGGUGCGGUGCAUUGGGCUCUCCAUCUGCAAGGUGCGGUGCAUUGAGCUCUCCAUCUGCAAGGUGCGGUGCAUUGGGCUCUCCAUCUGCAAGGUGCGGUGCAUUGGGCUCUCCAUCUGCAAGGUGCGGUGCAUUGAGCUCUCCAUCUGCAAGGUGCGGUGCAUUGGGCUCUCCAUCUGCAAGGUGCGGUGCAUUGGGCUCUCCAUCUGCAAGGUGCGGCGCAUUGGGCUCUCCAUCUGCAAGGUGCGGUGCAUUGGGCUCUCCAUCUGCAAGGUGCGGUGCAUUGGGCUCUCCAUCUGCAAGGUGCGGUGCAUUGGGCUCUCCAUCUGCAAGGUGCGGUGCAUUGGGCUCUCCAUCUGCAAGGUGCGGUGCAUUGAGCUCUCCAUCUGCAAGGUGCGGUGCAUUGGGCUCUCCAUCUGCAAGGUGCGGUGCAUUGGGCUCUCCAUCUGCAAGGUGCGGUGCAUUGGGCUCUCCAUCUGCAAGGUGCGGUGCAUUGGGCUCUCCAUCUGCAAGGUGCGGUGCAUUGGGCUCUCCAUCUGCAAGGUGCGGUGCAUUGGGCUCUCCAUCUGCAAGGUGCGGGGCAUUGGGCUCUCCAUCUGCAAGGUGCGGUGCAUUGGGCUCUCCAUCUGCAAGGUGCGGUGCAUUGGGCUCUCCAUCUGCAAGGUGCGGUGCAUUGAGCUCUCCAUCUGCAAGGUGCGGUGCAUUGGGCUCUCCAUCUGCAAGGUGCGGUGCAUUGGGCUCUCCAUCUGCAAGGUGCGGUGCAUUGGGCUCUCCAUCUGCAAGGUGCGGUGCAUUGGGCUCUCCAUCUGCAAGGUGCGGUGCAUUGGGCUCUCCAUCUGCAAGGUGCGGUGCAUUGGGCUCUCCAUCUGCAAGGUGCGGUGCAUUGGGCUCUCCAUCUGCAAGGUGCGGGGCAUUGGGCUCUCCAUCUGCAAGGUGCGGUGCAUUGGGCUCUCCAUCUGCAAGGUGCGGUGCAUUGAGCUCUCCAUCUGCAAGGUGCGGUGCAUUGGGCUCUCCAUCUGCAAGGUGCGGUGCAUUGGGCUCUCCAUCUGCAAGGUGCGGUGCAUUGAGCUCUCCAUCUGCAAGGUGCGGUGCAUUGGGCUCUCCAUCUGCAAGGUGCGGUGCAUUGGGCUCUCCAUCUGCAAGGUGCGGCGCAUUGGGCUCUCCAUCUGCAAGGUGCGGUGCAUUGGGCUCUCCAUCUGCAAGGUGCGGUGCAUUGGGCUCUCCAUCUGCAAGGUGCGGUGCAUUGGGCUCUCCAUCUGCAAGGUGCGGUGCAUUGGGUUCUCCAUCUGCAAGGUGCGGUGCAUUGGGCUCUCCAUCUGCAAGGUGCGGUGCAUUGGGCUCUCCAUCUGCAAGGUGCGGUGCAUUGGGCUCUCCAUCUGCAAGGUGCGGGGCAUUGGGCUCUCCAUCUGCAAGGUGCGGUGCAUUGGGCUCUCCAUCUGCAAGGUGCGGGGCAUUGGGCUCUCCAUCUGCAAGGUGCGGUGCAUUGGGCUCUCCAUCUGCAAGGUGCGGUGCAUUGGGCUCUCCAUCUGCAAGGUGCGGUGCAUUGGGCUCUCCAUCUGCAAGGUGCGGUGCAUUGGGCUCUCCAUCUGCAAGGUGCGGUGCAUUGGGCUCUCCAUCUGCAAGGUGCGGUGCAUUGGGCUCUCCAUCUGCAAGGUGCGGUGCAUUGGGCUCUCCAUCUGCAAGGUGCGGUGCAUUGGGCUCUCCAUCUGCAAGGUGCGGUGCAUUGGGCUCUCCAUCUGCAAGGUGCGGUGCAUUGGGCUCUCCAUCUGCAAGGUGCGGUGCAUUGGGCUCUCCAUCUGCAAGGUGCGGUGCAUUGAGCUCUCCAUCUGCAAGGUGCGGUGCAUUGGGCUCUCCAUCUGCAAGGCACAUGCGUUGCCCCUCACACCCCUCCCUUGCUCCUCCGCAUUCCCCAUCCGAGCAGCGCCUGGUGUCGCUGAUGACGGCAUCCAUCACCAGGCGCCUGCCCGUAUCCUUCCUAAUCCCGCUCUGCCCCUCCCUCCCACUCGCCCAUCCGAGCAGCGCCUGGUGUCGCUGAUGACGGCAUCCAUCACCAGGCGCCUGCCUGUAUCCUUCCUAAUCCCGCUCUGCCCCUCCCUCCCACUCGCCCAUCCGAGCAGCGCCUGUCAUGCCACACACGCUCCCAAGGAGCAGCAGGGGGAGCAGCAGGGCAAGCAGCAGGGGGAGCAGCAGGGGGAGCAGCAGGGGGAGCAGCAGGGGGAGCACCGGGAGGAGCAGCAGGGGGGGAAGCCGGGGGAGCAGCAGGAGAAGGAGCAGCAGAAGGACCAGCAUGAGAAGGAGCAACACAAGGUGGACUUCUCCUCUGAGCCAUCUCUUGCUGCAAAAUACCUCGCUCGCCUCCUCUCACCUGCUCCCACAGCCAUCCACCCCCAUUGUGCUCCUCGCACCGUCUCUCUCACACCCUCAACAGCAGCACCCCACCCACCGCUGUCUCCUCGUACCCCGCCCCCUCCGCGCCGCGCCAAGACCCACACAGCUCUAUCGCCAUGCCUCACUCCCACCGCUCAACGCUCCAUUGGAACCCUCAUUGGGCUUUUUGAGGCCCCUCCUCCUCCCCCUCUAGCCGUCUCUUCCCAUACAAUCUCUGAGGCACCUCAAAGACCCCGCCCAUCGUCUCCUCAUACUCCUCCCCCUCCCCCCCGUCGCGUCAAGUCUCACACUGCCCUGUCAUGCCUCCCACUCCCCACCUCUCAACGCUCCACUGAGCUCCUUCUAAACGCUUCUUCCGAAACUUCUGAGGCACAUGAACAAUCCCACGAUCCGUCUCCUCCGACCCCUCACGCUCCCCCUCGCCGCGUCAAGUCACACACUGCCCUGUCACGCCGCACACUACCCACGUGUGAUGAGACAUUUUUUGGGUCGACUCGAAAAUCGGUUCCUCCAACCCCUCACGCUCCCCCUCGCCGCGUCAAGUCGAGCACUGCCGUGUCACCCCGCGCACUACCCACCAUUCAACGAUCCUUCGGAGCCCUUGUAACCGCGUCCUCCACGACUUGUGAUGCUUACAAAGAAGCCCAUGAACCCUCACCACCGACCCCUCGCCCCCCUCCGCGCCGCGUCAAGUCACACACUGCCCUGUCACGCCGCACACUACCCACCAUUCAACGAUCCAUCGGAGCACUCAUAUUGGCUUCUGCCACAACACGCCCCACACCUCGUGAUCUGUCUCUGGUCCCGCUGCUUCCAGAAGACUCGUGCGCACAAGCCCACACAGGACCAUCCAGCAACCACUCAUGUCAUUCUAUUGAGGAGUUACCUCCUCCUUUCGAGCCUUCUGCUCCUCCCCUCAACCCAGUUGCCCAUGCUCUCGACCCGUCUGCUCCUCCUCUCGAGCCGUUUGGCUCGCCGGCUGUGCUUGUGACUCCUCCACCUCUCACCCCCCUUUCCCGACAAUACUCCUGCCCACCUCUCUCCAUUGCUCCUCCUCCUCCCUGCCCUCCUCUCUCCAUUGCUCCUCCUCCUUCCUGCCCUCCUUUCUCCAUUGCCCGUCCGCGCCUCUCUCCUCUUUCCAUCGAUGUUCACUCAAGUGGAAGAGGGGAGGAGCAGCAGUGGCAGCAGCUGCAGCAGCAGCGGUGGCAACAGCAGCCGAGGCGAGCGAAAGAGAUGGAAGAGGGGGAAGAUGGGGAAGAAGAAGGAGAGGAGGUGGAGGAAGAGGAGGAAGGAGGGGAGGAGGAUGGAGAGAGGCAGGUACAGCAGCACGAUUCAAAGAAUUCUCAAAACUCGCAGCAGCGGGUGCACUACAGGAGUUUGCGAGACGCGCACAGGCGGGGAUGGGUGGGGGCGGUGGUGGUGGAGGGGGAGAUGAUGCAGCGGCUGGGCGUCACAGCAGAUCAAGUCUAUGCUCUCGUGUCCGGCCAGGCAGGGGAUGGGAUGGCACGGGAAGGCGAGCAGAUGAGCAAGUGUAGCAAGUGCAGCAGUUGCAGCAGCAGCAGCAGCUGGCCUGCUCCUUUCCUUGUGCUUCUUCACGGCUCUUCUCCUCUCCCCCCCGACAGUUUCAGUCCUUACAAGAGGAAGGCUUGUAACUUGGAGAGGCAGGGCAGCUGGAAAAGGCAAGCAGGGGAGAUAGAUGAAAGGGAUGAGGGGGGUGAUAGUGAGUGUAAACCGGCCCACCUCUCGCCCUCGCCUGCGCUCUCUCUCACCCCCUCCCCGUCCAUCCCCUCGCUAUUGUCACUUGGCUUUGAUGCUGUUAUAAGGAAGCCCCUGCGUAAGCCAGCGCUGCUGGCGGCGCUUCUGCCGCUGUUUGGUGCGGACACGGAGCAAAGUCGAUGUGAGCAGGCAGGAGGAGCAGCAGGGGGAGCGGGGGGAGCAGGCGGAGCAGGAGGAGCAGGAGGAGCACGGGCAACAGGAGGAGGAGGAGGCAGCCAAAAUGAGGACGUGGCACAGGGAGGGCUCAGAAGGAGAGAGGCGAAAGGACAGCGGGGUGGUGGUGUGCUGCUGAGCCCAUCGGCCCUCCACAAGGCUGGCAGCAGCGCUGCAGCAGCCCUCUGGCGAGCUGUGACGUCCCCCUGCUCACUCAAGUCCCCCCGGGAACUCAAGUCCCCCCGGGAACUCAAAAUCUCUCAGGAGGCGGCCACAUUGGCCCUGAGUGGCACUGACCGUGCAUUGGGGGCGCAGGCAACCCCAGGCAUGUGCGGUCGAGGCAAUGGAGUGGCAGUGAGGGAGAAGGAGGAGGAGGAGGUGGUGGAGGAUGCAGUGUUGGAUGAAAUGAGUGGCAUCGAUGGUAUGGAUGGUAGCACAGUCUCAAUGGAUCUGACAUCUGCUGCCAGUGCUACUGGUGCUGCUUCGAUCAACUUGGCAUCUACUGUUGCUGCUGCUUCGGCCAAUUUAACACCCGCUGCCAGUGCUACAGGUGCUGCUUCGACCGAUUUAACACCUGCUGCCGUUGCGAGUGAAAGUGGUACUUUGGGAAGGAAAGCUCUGGUGAGGGUUCGCAGUGCUGAUGAGAAGAUUUUGUACUCGCCCCAGGGGUUGCAGUUGCAGCACUAUGUGCCUCAGGGGUUCCGAGCUCUGGUGAGGGGUGGCAGUGUGGUGGAAGCAGCUGGGGCAGCAGAACGUCGGGCAGAGAUGCAUGGGCCCAAGGGCCAAAGGGGGGCCGCGAAGCAUGGGUCAGCAGGAGAAAGGAGAGCAGGUGGGAAGUUGCGUGGGAGAGAGAGCGAUCAACGGAGAAGCAGCAACGGACGGUGUAGUGCUUCAGGUGCUGCAGCAGCUGGUGGUGGUGGUGGUGGUCGAGUGCGUGGUUUCGGCAGUGUGCUCGACUUCUCAGGGAUCCCUCCUCAGCUGGGGGUGCUGGUGGGUCGGCGGGUGAUGGUGGUGGAUGACAACGUGGUGAACCGCAAGGUGGCCAGCAAGCUGCUGGAGAGGCACGGCGCGCGAGUCACUGCCGUCGAUGGCGGUAUGAAAGCCGUAGACGCCCUCGCCCCGCCCCACCCCUAUGAUCUCGUUCUCAUGGACCUCCAGAUGCCGGGCAUGGAUGGGCUGGAGGCGACUCGCAGGAUCCGGGCGCGGGAGAGGGCUCAGGGCGGGGGGCAUGUGGCCAUCAUUGCGCUCACCGCGGAUGUGAUUGCCGGCACGUGCCAGCACUGCUUUGCCGUCGGCAUGGAUGACUACCUCUCCAAACCCCUCGACAACGGCCCCCUCUCCCACGCCGCAGCAGUUUCGGACGAGGGUUACUUUUCGUCCGCUCUCGCCGCGUCCCCGUGUCAUGACUCUAACGCACCGAGAUCCCCUGGAGCUGCAUUGUCGUACUUCAGCGCCAUUGGGAAUGACGAAUGCGGUUCGGCCGAGGAAAACGAUUGCCGCGAGAACGGGAAGGAGGCGGCGAGAGAAGAACGAGCGGAAGCCGCACGGGAGAGUGAUAAUGGGGGUUAUAGGUCUGAUGAUGGCCGGGGUUAUGGGUUCGGCCCUGAGGAGGCGGAGGCGGAGGCGGAGGCGGAGGAGGAGGAGGCGGAGGAGGCGGAGGAGGAGGAGGAGGAGGAGGAGGAGGAGGAGGAGGAGGAGGAGGAGGAGGAGGAGGAGGAGGAGGAGGAGGAGGAGGAGGAGGAGGAGGAGGAGGAGGAGGAGGAGGAGGAGGAGGAGGAGGAGGAGGAGGAGGAGGAGGAGGAGGAGGAGGAGGAGGAGGAGGAGGAGGAGGAGGAGGAGGAGGAGGAGGAGGAGGAGGAGGAGGAGGAGGAGGAGGAGGAGGAGGAGGAGGAGGCGGAGAGAGCUAUGCUCGAGGAAGCGGAAAAGGCAAUGCAGGAACAAUUCAUGGCGGAAGAGGGGGUCGCGGAGGAGGCGGCGAACGGGCGGCAGUGGCAGCAGUCGUGGGUGUCGAGUGUGGAGUGGUUCGUGUCGUGGCCGCUCAGACGACUCAGCCACCCGUGGCGCAAGCGAGUGCUGUGGGUGUGGGUGGUGCUAGCAGCAGCCAUCCUGCUGAUGAUUUUUGCGGUGGCGUGGCGGCAGGUCAAGGCAGGAGAGAGGCCCGACCCUCAGAGCCAUGUGCUUCUCUGCUUCCCCACCAACACUCCCCUGCCUCCCUUCCCCACCCCGGCCAUCCCGUUCCCAGCGAGUGCUGUGGGGGUGGGUGGUGCUAGCAGCGACUAUCCUGCUGAUGGUGUUUGCGGUGGCGUGGCGGCAAGUCAAGGCGGGCGAGAGGGACCUAUUCCAUCCCUCCCAGCUAUUCCAUCCCUCCCAGCUAUUCCAUCCCUCCCAGCUAUUCCAUCGCUCCCAGCUAUUCCAUCGCUCCCAGCUAUUCCAUCCCUCCCAGCUAUUCCAUCGCUCCCAGCUAUUCCAUCCCUCCCAGCUAUUCCAUCGCUCCCAGCUAUUCCAUCGCUCCCAGCUAUUCCAUCCCUCCCAGCUAUUCCAUCCCUCCCAGCUAUUCCAUCCCUCCCAGCUAUUCCAUCCCUCCCAGCUAUUCCAUCCCUCCCAGCUAUUCCAUCGCUCCCAGCUAUUCCAUCGCUCCCAGCUAUUCCAUCCCUCCCAGCUAUUCCAUCCCUCCCAGCUAUUCCAUCGCUCCCAGCUAUUCCAUCGCUCCCAGCUAUUCCAUCGCUCCCAGCUAUUCCAUCCCUCCCAGCUAUUCCAUCCCUCCCAGCUAUUCCAUCCCUCCCAGCUAUUCCAUCGCUCCCACCUUCUUCCCGCUCCCCUCCCUCCGCCAACUUCCCCAUUCCAGUCGACUCAAAAGUCACCUUGCUGCCCCGUGGACUGCCCCUGUACGCGUCACUUGAGAAUGAUGACGCAUUCCCCUCCACCCUGCCCUCCUUCCCCAUCCACCACCUCCCACCACCACCCCUCGCAGACCCAGCAGUGAGUGACAUGGUCCAUAGGUCCAUCGAUUCAGCCGCUUCAGUCAUGUCCCCUCCCUUUGUCCGCGACAACUACCCCUACCAUUUCAUCAGCCAAGUCUUCCCAGUCUACUUCAACCUCACCACCUUCGCCCUGCCCCCGUCGUCCACCCCUCAUUCCGUCACCAUCCCUCCUCUCGCCACCCCCGGGGUGCUCCCGCGGGGGUUUGUCAUCGCGGGGUAUAACUUUGCAAACCUGCGAUCGCUAGAGGGGUUUCAGCAGCUGGUGGAGCUGAACACAAGGGUUUAUCUGGUGGAUGGGACGAGGGGAGGGGCUUGGGAUGGUGCUCAAAAUGCGGAUGUGCUGAAUGGGGAAGGGCAGAGUGUGGAUGGACCGGCUAGUGGGUGGCUGCCUGCGCUGCUGUUCGACCAUGAGGGGGUGGUAGGUGAGGAGGAAAUUGGUGUGUGGAUGACGAAGGAGAAGGAAGGGACGAAAGUGCGACAGGCGCUGCAUUUGGGUGAUCCUGCAAGAAGCGUCUUUCUUUACUGCCAGCACAUCUCCUACUCCCCGUCGUUUGGACCGUUCGUCUGUAUAUUGGUAGCGGCGCUCUUCCUGGCCGUCUCCACCAUCCUCCUCUGGACGAGCGUCCAGCUCAUGCACGCUUUUGAGUGCGACUGUCAGCACCUGGCUGCGGCGCAGCAGGAGCUCCGUGCCGCUCGAGUGGAGGCCGAGGCGGCGAGCCGGGCCAAAGGAGACUUCCUCACCACCGUGUCGCAUGAAAUCCGCACGCCCAUGAAUGGUGUCAUUGGCAUGUUAAACCUGCUGAUGGAGACCCCUCUGGACGGCACGCAGCAGGACUACGCGGAGACGGCGUGCAGCAGCGGGCGGGCGCUGUGUGCGCUGAUCAACGACAUUCUCGACCUCUCCAAGAUCGAGGCCGAGAAGCUCUGCCUCGAGCGCAUCCCUUUGAAUCUCCAAGCCGAGCUGGAUGAUGUGUUGGGACUCUUCGUGGAGAGCGCCCAGGAGAAGCGUUGCGUGGAGCUUGCUGCGUUUGUGGCGGACGAUGUGCCGGAGACACUCCUUGGGGAUCCGCUCCGAGUGAAGCAGGUGCGUGUGGUGUAA
This is a messenger RNA of Closterium sp. NIES-65, 15669 nucleotides long. The record is from the annotation of a GenBank genome assembly. NCBI's taxonomy places the organism in Eukaryota, Viridiplantae, Streptophyta, Zygnematophyceae, Desmidiales, Closteriaceae.